AUGGCCCCCCUCCCCCGCCCCAUCGCCAACCCCCUCCGCAUCACCGCCCGCUCAGCCCGAUGCAGGGCUCAAAACUCUGCCGCCCCCGCUGCCUCGUCCUCCCGGCACAUCCUCCCCUCCGCGGUCCCCUCAUCCACCACUCAGGCGCGCUCAUUCUUCUCUCUCCCGGAUCUGACAAAGAUCGCCAACCUAGUCCCCGGUGCUGCGCCAGCGGCAGAUGGAAGCGGGCCCUCCCAGGGCGUCGGGAUGGACGGUGAAGUGCAAAAGUUUCAUGCGCGAAAGAUCAUGCCGUAUUCUCAAAAGCAGCUCUAUUCCCUAGUAUCCGACGUCCCCUCAUACUCCCAGUUCAUCCCAUUUUGCCAAUCGUCCACCGUGCUUGCCCCCUCAUCACCAGGAUCACCAUCCAACAGAGAAUGGGUCGGCUGGAAGCCUGAAGACAAGCCGUUCGAGGUCCUUGCAGAGCUUGCUGUUGGAUUCGGUGGUCUCGAAGAGCGAUAUGUGAGCAAGGUCGUUGGUACACCGUAUGAGAGCGUCAUUGCGACCGCUUCAAACCAAACGCCCAUGUUCAAGACCCUCACUACCUCAUGGUCAUUCUCCCCCGCUUCUACCCUCUCUCCUCACCCUAGAUCCCCCCUCUCUUCCUCCUCUGCCAACUCUCCCCGAGUGCCCAACUCGACAGACCCCGCCGAUCCCUCAGAGGGCCCGACAUUAUUGACAAUCGACCUGGCAUUCUGCUUUAUCAACCCUCUACACAGAAUAGCCAGCCAGGCUGUGCUGCCAAAGGUAGCGGAGAAGAUGGUGGAGGCCUUUGAGGAGCGGUGUGUAAGGCAGUACGGCAAGGGUACACAAUGA
This is a messenger RNA of Cryptococcus wingfieldii CBS 7118, 852 nucleotides long. RefSeq lists its product as hypothetical. Bases 1 to 852 code for a protein of 283 amino acids. Gene Ontology annotation, biological process: cellular respiration; ubiquinone biosynthetic process. The record is from RefSeq and is a predicted model, not a curated record. Gene Ontology annotation, molecular function: ubiquinone binding. The transcript is spliced from 3 exons. Gene Ontology annotation, cellular component: mitochondrion. NCBI's taxonomy places the organism in Eukaryota, Fungi, Basidiomycota, Tremellomycetes, Tremellales, Cryptococcaceae.